AGAGAGAGAAAGAGAGAGAAUAAGCGGAUGACUUUGUUUCAUUUGUUUUCCUUACUUUCGAUUUAAGUAUCACGUCUGCACUAGUAGGCGGAUGAUCUGGGCUUCAUGAAAAGCGAAUAAACGUGGUAAGGCAAGAGGAAGGACCUGGGGCAAGACUAUUUCGAAACCAUCGUAGGACGAGGAGAUUCUGGACAGCGCUGAAGCACAGGGCGUGAGAUUUGCUCCUGUAUUAAACCGUAUUUUAACAUGUGGAGUUAAACACUGGAGCCAUUCGGAGGUGUUUACGUUAUUCCUCUGUCCAGCGAGGUUGUGAAAGGGGGGCGUGGCUUACUUCAGGAUUCGUGAGUCAUUCGGCCAGAGACUGUAAUGGAUCGGUUCAGGACACUCCAGCUCUUCAUUGCAGUUUCUCUGCUAGGCGGUGUGUGUCGUUGCUGGGAGGCGUCUACCCCCGAAAGAGUCAAAGCCAUCAGGAAAAGCUGUGUGUUGGUGAAGUGCAGCACUAUCCCUUACAAAAAAGUCGCCUGGUAUAAGUACAAAAGUACAGGAUACCCAGUUGUGUACUCCAAUGACCAGAACGAGAUAAUGCAUGAAUUUAAAGGAAGGACAUCAAUCACAGGAAAUGCUGGGAACGGAGACUGCACUUUAAGGAUUGACAACGUCCAGAGGUCAGACGGUGAAGUGGAUCUGUACGUAUGGGUCUGGAAAACUGAUAACGAACACCAAGGAUUUUAUAGCCGAACCACCAAACUAGACAUUUUGGACCCCAUUAAUCCUGAUAUAACCAUGGAAAGCAGGCAGGUGGAGGGACAGGCUUUCACUGCAAAAUGCAAAUUCCGUACUUCUUGCCCCACAUCACCGCAGCUGUCCUGGAUGGGUUUGAGUGGCACUUUUCAAGAGCCGAUCCACACGAAUAUCGAGGCGACGUUAUGGGACACUGAGCUCAGCGAUACGUUCACAGUAACUCGUCAAGACCAUGGCAAACAACUCAGCUGCAGAGCCUCGUUCGGUGGAGAUUAUUUUCAGAGUACUUCAGCCCCACUCUACGUCUCAUAUGCUCCUUCGGAUGUGAGAGUAGAUUUCACAGGACAGAGCACUGUGAUCGAGGGUGACAGCAUCUCCCUUAAAUGUACCAGCGAUUGCAGGCCUGCACCCACAGACCACGAGUGGGUCAUCACUCAAAACAGCAUCACAAACCGCUACAAUGGAAACACUGUUGUCCUUCGAGAUGUUAAGAGAAACACACAUGUUUCUUGCAUCGCCAUUAACUCCAUUGGACGCGGUGAAUCAAAGCAGCUAGCGCUCACUGUUCACUAUGCUCCUUCGGAUGUGAGAGUAGAUUUCACAGGACAGAGCACUGUGAUCGAGGGUCACAGUAUCUCACUUAAAUGUACCAGCGAUUGCAGGCCUGCACCCACAGACCACGAGUGGGUCGUCACUCAAAACAGCAUCACAACCCACUACAAUGGAAGCACUGUUGUCCUUCGAGAUGUUAAAAGAAACACACAUGUUUCGUGCACCGUCAUUAACUCCAUUGGACGCGGUGAAUCAAAGCAACUAGCGCUCACUGUCCACUAUCCUCCAACCAUCUUGCCAGGCCAGUUUUGCUCCACGGAGAACGGACUGCUAAAGUGCAUGUGUCAAACUGUGGCCAGACCAAACGCUGUUAUCUCUUGGUCCAUAGAUGGCAGCAGUACACUUUCUUCAGCCUUCAACACCACAACCCUGGACAAUAGCAGCAUGACAGUGUCACAGUUGACUGGACCGCAGGGCUGGGGGGGGGAUGUCACCUGCACAGCAACAAACCUUGCAGGCACCAAAGUUGCCCAUAUGUACAUCAACUCUGAAAUGGCGCUGGUGGCUGGGGUUGGGGCAGCCUGUGUGCUUGGCAUCAUAGCACUUGUGACAGCAGUUGUGAUUUGUAAAAAGAGAUGCCGUGCAGAGCCACCUAAAGACCUCAACAGUGUCCAGCAAGUGAGGUCUCAUAAAGUAAGCCAUGACUACGGGUUAAGUUCAGAUGAAGACCUGUAUGUGAACACAGCGCAGGCUGAACAGCAUUGUAAAGAACAGGAUGCAGAGUCCUGUAUUUACGAGAAUUAUGACAAAAGACCCUGAAUCAUGAGGAAUCAAGAUGGUGACGCAUUUAUCUGAGAAAUAAAGUUUUCCGUAUUCACGCACUGGUCAUUUUAACAUGAAGUGUGCUUUAAUUACGUUUCAUACUGUACAAGUCUUUAUUUUUAAAUGAAUGAUAAAUAUGCUUUUCUUUUUUUAUUAAUUAAAUUUGCACUUUUCGUUAUGUACUUUUGAUAAUCUAUUUUUAUGUAAAAAGCAAAAGCUGAAAUGAAGGAGUGUUUAAAUGAUGUCUUAUAUAAAUAUGAAGGAGGGAAAAGAAAUCAUGUCUUAUCUGAGUUAUUUAAAUGAUGGAAAUGUCAACUGAUGAACUUUUUGUUAUUAAAGGCGAUUAAAG
Hemibagrus wyckioides is the source of this 2464-nucleotide messenger RNA. Its product is annotated as B-cell receptor CD22-like. The record is from RefSeq and is a predicted model, not a curated record. NCBI's taxonomy places the organism in Eukaryota, Metazoa, Chordata, Actinopteri, Siluriformes, Bagridae. The transcript is spliced from 10 exons. Bases 367 to 2112 code for a protein of 581 amino acids.